Parasteatoda tepidariorum (common house spider) is the source of this 2465-nucleotide messenger RNA. The record is from RefSeq and is a predicted model, not a curated record. Lineage: Eukaryota; Metazoa; Arthropoda; Arachnida; Araneae; Theridiidae.
AUUAGUUUCAUUUGUUAACUUUUACAAUCUAAAUGACGUUAACUUUUAACAAUCUGAAAUUUUUUUCUCCUGCAAAAAUUACCUGGUGCUUCUUUGCCGAGGCCUGUUAAUUAAUACAAUUGUUUAUUAUUAUUUUUUUUUAUUUAUUGAUGUUUUUAGAAAGGUAAAUAAUUGGCACUGUCACCGGUGGCAUAAGUCCUAAAUUUUUCAAAAAAGUGCUUAAUUUUUUUAAAAAAAAGUCCUUAAAAGUGCAUCAUUUUUGCUUUCUUAAAAGAGUGGGAACCCUGUGCUUUGCUCUCAUUUAAACCUAGUUGAUCUUUCUUAUUAAUACUUGCAUACAUAGAAUAACCAAUUCGAAAUAUUUGCAUAAAUGUAGCAUUCGUCGGAACAACCAGUUAUCAGAGAGAACAAUGUAUGGCGGGUGCGGUAAAAUAUCCCACUUGAGCGCUUCCAAAUAAUUUUUUGUAAUACGAGGCCGACCGUUAUCAUGCAGAAGAAUAACUUUGCUUUGUCUUUGCUCUUAUUCUAGCCAAUUUUCUCGUAAUGCGUGGCUCAAACGAAUCAAUUGUAACCUAUAUCGAUUGCCCGUAAUGGAAUCACCAGGUUGUAGCAGCUCAUAGUAUACAACAUCAUUCACCACUCUUGAAACGUCGAAACCAUUCGAUACAUGAUUUAUCAGUUGGAGUAUUAUCACCAUAAACUUCUACAAGCAAUCCAUGCGCUUCAGAUGCACUUUUCUUCCAAUUAAAGCAGAAACGUAAAACCUCCCGCAAAUGCUGCUGAGUUACCACUAAAUUUCACAUAUUGAACAAAGUAAAAAACAGGGUUUUUGUAUGAAACUCAAAGCGAUAUAAACUGAAUAUUAUUGACAGAUGUCUAACCUCUCUGAAACCACCGAAACCAGCUGUCACUAUGAAACAGUCAUAACAGCCAGAGCCAUCUUUUGAAAACGGAUUGAACUAAUUUGUACUUCCAAUAAUUGUUAAUGUUCAAAAAUAAAAUCAGGAUAUUUCUGAAUCGGAUACUUCCAGGCCUGGAAGCCAGGGUUUGGAAAAGCCUAGCCCACUUGAGUUUUUUUCAGAAGUAUUUUUAUUUUUAGAUGUAUUUAUGAAAGAAGCAGAGAUGUUUCUUGUUGGUCUCACGGGAGGAAUUGCGACUGGUAAAAGCUCUGUUGUGGCAAUUCUCAGAAGUUUGGGAAUAGAAGUUAUUGAUGCUGAUGUCAUUGCCCGAGAAGUUGUUGAACCUGGUAAAACGGCUACAAAGAAAAUUAGGAAAGAAUUUGGAGAUGCUGUGUUUAAUUCCGAUGGAACUCUAAAUCGCCAAAAAAUGGGCCAAAUAGUUUUCUCACAACCAGAUAAAAGACGCCUUUUGAACUCUUUUACACAUCCUGAAAUCUACAAAUCAAUAAUGUGGAAAUGUCUGAAAUUAUUUUUUCUAGGCCACCAGUUUACUGUUAUUGAUUUACCAUUGUUAUAUGAAAGUGGGAAGAUGGUUAAAUAUCUGCACAAAACAGUUGUUGUUUCCUGUGAGCCUGACCAACAGCUGCAAAGACUUAUGGUUAGAGACAGUAUUUCUGAAGAGGAUGCUCUUGCCAGGAUAAAGUCUCAAAUGUCAUUGACAGAAAAAGUGAGUCGAGCAGAUUUUGUGAUUAGGAACGAGGGUGAGAAGGCAAGUACAACUCAACAGGUGGAAGAAGUUGUAAAGCAAUUGAGAUUACUUAGGACACACUGGAAAUACAGAUUUGUUGUUCUGGGAUGCUGCCUUGUAACUGUAACCGUGUUAAGUGCAGGUCCUUAUUUACUAUACAAACAACUAAAUUAAUUUAUUUCAACAGAUCCCAAUUGUCGAGCCAAAUGAGCAAUUUCAUUAAUUCUAUUCCCUGCACGGUUUCUCCGUAGCUUAUCGAAAUUUUAAGUUUAAAUUAAUAUUUCAAAUCAGUUUUGAAAUAAGAUUUUUUUUAUAAUAUCUUUGUUUUAAUAUCAUGCGAGUGAAAUGAAAAAUAGUUUAAUUAUAGAGUAUGUAAUACAUAAACAGCUUUUUAGUAAUGUUUUAAACAGGACUCGAAAUUAAUGAUAGUCCUAGACCAUCAAAAUGAUGGAUCAAAUAUAAUAAAAUAAAUGAUCAAUGGUCCCUCAGACCAGCAAAUGAUGUAAAGGGAUGACAUGCUGUUUUUGUUUUUCAGUUUUGGUCUAUGUUGCUGUCACAAAAUAGAAUACUUCGUCAUAAAUGUGAUAUACAUUUCAUGUAUUGUAAUUUUUUCUUUAAAUUCAUAUUAUUAACUUUUCCAUAAAAAAAUUUAAUAGAGAUAUGUAAAUGAACCAGUAAAAAUGUGUACAGAUUUGUAAUAUCUUUUAGUUAAUGGUCUUUCGGACCAAUUUUACAUAAACUGGAGGCAUGCUGAUAAUCAAUUAGGAGUAAUAUCCCUUUCAAGAUUGGUGAUAAAUAUAAUUCUGUGUGCUGCUAUG